UGACGUGCAAGAACUUGUCGUGUACGCCUCAGCACAUGGUUGCCUCAAGGUUGCCUAGGCCUCAUGGUACACCGCCGUAUCAAUAUUAAUAUCCCUCAUCAGGCUUCUGGCUAACACCCGAAGUAAUUAUCAAAUAGAAAACUGCGUCACAAGAAUGAUGCUGGCUUAGGGUUGGGUAUUUGCCGGGUUCACACCCUGCAAUGAUUAUAAGGCUACACCAACGCUUCUCCGUGACUUACAUUUACUACCAAUUCCCCCAUGGAUCCCUCAAGGAUAAGAGAGAAAAUCGGUCGCUUUCGAAUCCUUGUUAUAGGGAGAGCGAACGCAGGGAAAACUACUAUCCUCCAGAGGGUUUGCAACACACGAGACAACCCAGAAAUAUACAACAGUGCCGGGCAAAUGAUCGAUCCUGCAGUUUUAAAGGCAUCUAAAGAGCGUGGAGAGCACAACAUCGAGAACGAAAUGGUGUUUCAAAGUAACCCAGGAUUCGUGUUCCACGACUCACGCGGGUUCGAGGCAGGCGGCGCAUCUGAAUUUGAGAUGGUCAAGGCAUUCAUCGCCAGCCGCUCGAAGGAAACCAAAAUAACAAACCAACUACAUGCCAUCUGGUACUGUAUCCCAAUGGACGAAGCAAGCAGGUCGUUCACUGCAGGUGAAAAUAAGUUUUUCUCUCAGUGCGACACAGGAAGCAUACCGGUGAUCAUAUUAUUCACAAAGUUUGACGCCCUAUACGACGUCGCAUUUGCAAAGCUAAGGAAGGAAGGCAAAUCAUGGAAAGAUGCUAAGAAACUGGCCGCGGAACACGCGGAACAGUCAUUUGCUAACGGGCCACAAUUGAAGUUUUUCAAAGAGGUCCGAUGGCCUCCAAAAUGUAACGUAUGCCUUCCUAACAUGGACAAGGAUGAUGCAGAUUGCGGGAUACUCAUGGAACGCACGGCGGGAACUCUGGACAAUGAAGUGCUUCAACAAUUAUUCGUCUCGACCCAGCAGAGCAACUUGGAGAUCUGCAUGAAAUAUGCAGUUGAGAGAACACUCCCAAAAGAUUUGGACUCUGCAGAGACAACAGCAUCCAAGGGUUAUGAGAGGACGAUAGGGAUAUUAGGCGCCUGGUUUCCACACAUUUUGGUAAGAUGAUCGGAAAGUUCGAAGGUUGCUCUCAUUCACGUUGGGCGUUUACUUGCAGGUAGAAGUGAGUGCGUCGAUCCUCGUUCGAGAAAGAGCCAUCCUGAUCAAAGUCGUUGCCCACCGUU
Messenger RNA from Suillus plorans, 1250 nucleotides. RefSeq lists its product as uncharacterized. Bases 259 to 1134 code for a protein of 291 amino acids. NCBI's taxonomy places the organism in Eukaryota, Fungi, Basidiomycota, Agaricomycetes, Boletales, Suillaceae. The transcript is spliced from 9 exons. The record is from RefSeq and is a predicted model, not a curated record. Gene Ontology annotation, molecular function: GTP binding.